AAAAUCUUAGGAGUUUACGAUUCGUAUAGUACUAUAGGGCAAUUAAAGGCAUACGCUAUAUUUAUUUUGAUUUUAGUAUAUGUAUCAGUAGUUAUUAUAACUUAAUACUUAUUACUUACGUAGGUACUAGGUAUAGUUAUUUUUUCACUGCACACAUUAUUUCAGUUGUCAAAAUUUCUCUGUUAUUGUCGUCCAUCGUCAUUCUUUAUGUAUUUUUAUAUGCUGUUGGAUGUAGUGUUAUAGUCUACUGUAAUGCCAGUAGCUAAAUAGCAUCAACGUUUAUUUCUUUAAAAACACAUUAUUUAUUUAAACUAUAGUUGUUGAUCUUAUUUAUUUAAACAAAAUGAGUCUGUGGGCUGAUAAAUACCGACCUAAUUCUUUACAAAAAGUUGAUUACCACCUGGAUCAAGCUCAACAUUUAACUAACCUUGUAAAUCAAGGCGAUUUUCCACAUCUACUAUUCUACGGACCUAAUGGUGCUGGAAAAAAGACUCGUAUUUUAGCAUUGUUACGACAACUGUAUGGCCCUGGUGUCGAAAGGUUACGCACUGAACACAUGAACUUCAUGACUCCUUCAAAUAAGAAAUUUGAGAUAAUGACUGUUGCUAGCAAUUAUCAUAUAGAAGUAAAUGCUAGUGAUGCUGGUAUGUAUGAUCGCAUUGUAGUUAUGGAACUCAUAAAAACUGUUGCUCAAACUCAUCAAUUAGAUUCAACUAAGCAACGGCAUUUUAAAGUUAUCUUAUUAACUGAAGUGGACAGGCUUACUAAAGAAGCUCAGCAAGCCUUGCGACGAACAAUGGAAAAAUAUAUGGCUACUUGUCGUAUUAUUUUGUGUGCCAAUUCCAUUGGUCAAGUGAUUCCAGCCAUACGUAGUAGAUGUUUAGCUGUGCGUGUUCCAGCUCCUACUCAUGAAGAUAUUUGUAAAAUUUUGAAAACGAUUUGCAAAAAAGAAGGAUUAACAUUACCAGAUGAAUUGGCUUUAAUUAUCUCUCAGAAUUGUGAACGUAACUUAAGGCGAGCUAUAUUAAUGUUAGAAGCUAGUAAAGUAAAACAGUAUCCUUUUGAUGUGAAACAAAGUGUUGUUGUACCAGAUUGGCAACUUUAUAUUGGCGAUACUGCCAAACAAAUACUAAGCCAACAAACUCCUGGAAAAUUGCUUGAAGUUCGAUCUAUGCUUUAUGAAUUGAUUGUUCAUGGCAUUCCAACAAACGUGAUUUUUAAAUUUUUACUUAAAGAGUUGGUGAAAAACUGUGACGUUUCGUUGAAACACGAUAUUGUUGAGAUUGCAUCGUUUUAUGAACAUAGUUUAUUAAAAGGCAAUAAAACCAUGUUUCAUUUAGAGGCAUUUGUCGCCAAAUUUAUGUUACUUUAUUCAAAAUUCAUGGAAGAGUCAUUAAAUGGUAUAUUUUAAUUUGUAUUUUACAUUUAACUAGAUUUCUGUUAACCUUAAAUUAUUGUUAAAAUAACAUUGUAUACUUAAUCACUAUUUAAUUUUUAUAAAAUUAAUUAUAAAUUUUAUUUAAAUAUA
This is a messenger RNA of Aphis gossypii (cotton aphid), 1528 nucleotides long. RefSeq names its product replication factor C subunit 3 (gene RfC38). Gene Ontology annotation, biological process: DNA-templated DNA replication; DNA repair. The record is from RefSeq and is a predicted model, not a curated record. The coding region runs from base 344 to 1411 and encodes 355 amino acids. Gene Ontology annotation, molecular function: DNA binding; DNA clamp loader activity; ATP hydrolysis activity. Lineage: Eukaryota; Metazoa; Arthropoda; Insecta; Hemiptera; Aphididae. Gene Ontology annotation, cellular component: nucleus; DNA replication factor C complex. The transcript has 7 exons.